This is a messenger RNA of Lactuca virosa, 1216 nucleotides long. The record is from the annotation of a GenBank genome assembly. NCBI's taxonomy places the organism in Eukaryota, Viridiplantae, Streptophyta, Magnoliopsida, Asterales, Asteraceae.
AAAUUCCUGUUUAAAUAUUUUUUGCGAAUUUGAAUCCAAAAACUGCAUCAUUUCUUCCCAUUUUUUGGGUUUUCCAUUGGAACACGAUCCUAACUGCACUCACGAAGUCACGAUGAGAUUUAAGACAUGCAUGCCGACGAUCAAGUUAUCAUCUUGCAAUGCCGUCAAACACACCUCAUCGAGCAGUUCACUUGAAAUCGACGUUCGUGAAGAGUAUGCCAAUACGUUCAGAACCCAAUCAUACAUCGACUUCUGGACUCGAGUCCUCGACUCGACCCAUGGUGGUUCGACCAUAAACAAAACUCUUAGUUCAGUCACUGCAGCUCGACUCCCAUCCUAUCGACUAUUUGCUGAAAACCUCCUAGACCCUGAUCAACCAACGGUCACUCAAAUCCUAGCCAUGGCUAACCACCAUGCAAAAAACCACACCCUUUUGUCCGAUUACUUCACUGAAACCGCAAACGCUUCUAUCGUUUGUGGGGCACUUUUACAAGAUGUUGAUCGACUAAGAUCGAACUAUCGUUCGCUAAAAAACGCGUUGAAAUCGAUUGAAACUACAAAAGUUUCUUUCAUUAGCAAUUUUAAGAUCAUACAAGCCCGGUUAACCGACUUUUCAAAUUCGGUUAACCCAUUCACAGUCCCUAAAUCGUCUCAAGGCGUCCAAGCGGUUCAACUUGCAUGUUUCAAGUUGCUAAAACGGCUCGAAUUGAGCCGUGACAUGGCUCAAAUGAAGCUUCAAAGGAUCAAAAAGAUCAAGCAUGGAUCCGCGGUUACUCUAGUGGUUUUGACCGUUUCGUUGACUGUAAUCAUCGUAACUCAUGGUCUAGCGGUUAUGGUGGCGGCUCCCGGGAUGGUAGUGGCAGCAAUGGGGUUGGGUUCGAGUGGUAAGUUGGCUAAGCUAUCGGCUCAGCUUGAUGUGGCGGCUAAGGGGAUGUAUAUAUUGAAUAGGGAUUUGGACACCGUGAGUCGACUUGUUGGUCGACUUAAUGAUGAGCUUGAGCAUAUGAAAGCAACGACUAAGUUUUGGCUCAAGAGGGGACAUAAUCGGGUUCAAAGUGUUGAAGAAUUUGGUCGACAAUUGAAGAAGACUGAUUUGAGUUUCUGUGAACAACUUGAUGAGUUAGAGGAGCAUUUGUACUUGUGUUUCAUGACCAUCAAUAGAGCAAGAAAUCUCGUUGUUAAAGAACUUUGUAUGAAUUAGUUUUGUGAAUACCGC